AUGGCCGCCGGAGUGCCGGAAACAGUGACCUCGGAAAAGAGGAGGCAGUCUUUGUCCGAGUCAGACACCAAGGAAGGUCAUUUCGAAAAUGCUCCGGGGGCGCACCUCAGUGCCGAACGGGGCCAGGCCGCAACUGACAUUCACGGCAAUUCCCUCGUUGAAAUCGACCCCAUCGCCGAGAGAAAGCUCCGACGAAAAAUCGAUCUCUUUAUCGUACCAACAGUUGCGAUUCUUUACCUAUUCUGCUUCAUUGACAGAGCCAAUAUCGGAAACGCGCGGCUAGACACAUUAGAGAAAGAUCUCGACCUACAUGGAUACGACUACAAUGCCCUGCUAUCGAUCUUCUAUGUCGGCUACAUCCUCUUCGAAAUUCCAGCAAACAUCUGUUGUAAAUGGAUGGGCCCAGGAUGGUUCCUCCCGAUAACCUCGCUUGGUUUCGGAAUCAUGUCCGUCUGUAUGGCCUUCGUCCACAACUUCUCCCAGGCUUGCGGUGUUCGUUUCCUUCUUGGAGUUUUCGAGGCCGGCAUGAUGCCCGGAAUUGCCUACUAUCUUUCCCGCUGGUACCGUCGGUCCGAGCUCACUCUACGUCUAUCGCUGUACAUCGUCAUGGCUCCUCUAGCCGGCGCUUUCGGUGGCCUCUUGGCGUCUGGCAUUCUCAAGCUCGACCACUUCGGCAGUCUUCAUGGAUGGAGAAUGAUCUUCGGCAUUGAGGGCAUCAUCACUGUUGGCCUGUCCCUCAUUAGCUUCCUUACCCUCACCGACCACCCCGCAACCGCCAAAUGGCUCACCCAGGAGGAGAAGGACCUUGCAAUUGCCCGCGUAAAGUCGGAGCGUAUCGGCCAGACCGAGAUCAUCGACAAGAUGGACGCCAAGAAGCUCAAGGCCGGCAUCUUCAACCCCGUCGUCUUCUUUACCGGCUUUGCCUUCCUCCUCAACAACAUCACCGUCCAGGGUCUCGCCUUCUUCGCCCCUACCGUCGUCGCCACCAUCCACCCGACCAAGAGCAUCAUCCAGAAGCAGCUGUUGACCGUCCCGCCCUACAUCGUCGGCGCCUUCUUCACCGUUCUCAUGCCUCUUAUCAGCCGCUUGCUCGACCGCCGCCAGAUCGUCAUCAUUGCCUGCUGCCCGCUUGUCAUGGUCGGCUACAUCAUGUUCCUGGCCACCGAAGAUGCCAAGAUCCGAUACGGCGCCGCUUUCCUCGUCAGCACUUCCAUCUUUGCCGGCGGUCCCUUGACCAACUCCCAAGUCCAGCGCCAACUCAUGCUGGGCAACAUCGGCGGCCUCAUCGCCACCUGGUCCUUCCUCCCCUCCGACGCCCCCAACUACCACAUCGGCAACGGCAUCAACCUCGCCGCGUCCGGCGGUACUUUGUUGAUCGCCCUUUGCCUGCUCAUCUGGAUGAAGAGAGAUAACGCCAAGCGCGACCUGCGCAACGCCGAGGAGGAACUGGCGGGCAUGUCGCAGCAGGAGAUCCAGGAUCUGGAUUAUAAGCACCCUGGUUUCCGGUGGAAGCCUUAA
This is a messenger RNA of Sordaria macrospora k-hell, 1518 nucleotides long. The record is from RefSeq and is a predicted model, not a curated record. NCBI's taxonomy places the organism in Eukaryota, Fungi, Ascomycota, Sordariomycetes, Sordariales, Sordariaceae.